Heteronotia binoei (common prickly gecko) is the source of this 2402-nucleotide messenger RNA. RefSeq names its product Coenzyme A synthase (gene COASY). The record is from RefSeq and is a predicted model, not a curated record. Gene Ontology annotation, molecular function: ATP binding; pantetheine-phosphate adenylyltransferase activity; dephospho-CoA kinase activity. Gene Ontology annotation, biological process: coenzyme A biosynthetic process. The transcript has 10 exons. NCBI's taxonomy places the organism in Eukaryota, Metazoa, Chordata, Lepidosauria, Squamata, Gekkonidae. The coding region runs from base 160 to 1806 and encodes 548 amino acids.
UGAAACGCCGUCCAUUUCACCCCAGAGGCAUCCCAGUCGUUUUAAUUUAAAAAAAAAAUUGAAAUUAAAUAUUUUUUGCUGUCGGACAAGACGCACUUCCGGUUGGGGGAGGAAGCCCUUCCGGGUCAGGUGCCGCCUCAGCUGGGUUUGCCCAGCAGCAUGUCAGUCUUCCGCUCGGGCCUGUUGGUUCUGACAUCUCCGCUGUCUGCACUUUCCUUGCGUCUGGUGCCCAUCCUGGCCUCCGCGGCUCGGCUGGUACAAGACACUCUCUAUGUCCACCUGCAGCCGGGGCUCAGCUUGACGGGCUCCACGCAACCCCGCUCCACGUAUGUUCCAGCUACCUCGGAGGUAUACAGUCUUAUCAGCAAGCUGUACACUGAUGCGGAUGUCCACGCCGACCUCGACGUCCGGGUGCUGCUCACCAACAUCCUCAACCAGGGCGCCACCCCACCAGCGCUUGGGUCGGUGCAGAAUCUCUCCCAGCCGCCCGAAGUGGUGCUCACUGACUUUGAGACUGGAGACGGGGGCCAGUCCAACCCAGUCAAGCAGCGCCUGGAGCGCUAUGCCACCAGCUGUUACAGUUGCCGGCCCAAUCUUAUCUCCGUUUUGUUAUAUCCGGAGUAUGAGCUGGAGGCCGUCGACGGGGAGCUCUCGCAGCCGCCUGAGACCGGUGCGUCCGAAGAACCCCUUCAGAGCUACAGCGACAUCGUCGUGGGGGGCACUUUUGACAGAAUCCACAAUGGCCACAAGAUCCUUCUGAGCGUGUGCUGCAUGCUGGCGGAAAAACGGCUCCUGAUGGGCAUCUCGGACAAAGAUCUCCUGGAAAUUAAGACUCUGAAGGAGUUGAUCCUGCCCUAUGAGCAGCGUGUCAGUCAGCUGAGCGCAUUCCUGGUGGACAUCAAGCCCUCGCUGCAGUACGAAAUGGUCCCCCUGACCGACCGCUUCGGCCCGUCCAUCACUGACCCUCACCUCAAAUGCAUCGUGGUCAGCGAGGAGACUCUCAAGGGGGGUCUGGCCGUCAACAGGAAAAGAGUGGAAAAAGGGCUGGCUGAAUUGGCUAUCCACGAGAUCUCAUUGGCCAGAGAUGCCCGGCACAGCAAAAACGAGGAAGAGAAGAUCAGUUCCUCUAGCCUGCGGUACAGACUGCUUGGAACACUGCUGCUCCCCCCAAGGAAAGAUUCAUCUCUCCCUUCCUCCCCCUACAUCAUCGGCCUGACAGGGAUAUCUGGCAGCGGCAAAAGCACCGUCGCUCAACAUCUGGCUAAUCUUGGCGCUUUCCAUUUGGAUGUGGAUGCUUUGGGCCACGACAUCUACGCCCCGGGAGGACCUGUGUACAACCAGGUGGUGGAAGCAUUUGGAGAAGAUAUCGUGAAGGAAGAUGGAACAAUUAACCGAGCAGUCUUGGGGGCCAAAGUGUUUGGAGAUCGGGAGCAGCUGAAGAGGCUGACCGACAUAAUGUGGCCGGUGAUGGCCCAGGCGGCCAAAGAGAAGAUCGAGGAGGCAGCUGCACAAGGAGCGACCGUGUGUGUGUUGGAUGCAGCCAUGUUGCUGGAGUCCGACUGGGCGGACAUGGUGCAUGAAAUCUGGAGCAUCAUCGUCCCCGAGGAGGAGGCCAUCAGACGCAUCCUCAUCCGAGACGGCAUAAGCGAGGAGGCCGCCCGGAAGCGCCUGGAGAAUCAAAUGCCCAGCAGCCAGCGCGUGAAACACUCUCAUGUGGUUCUUUGCACAAUGUGGGAACCGGAGGAUACAUAUGAGCAGACAGAAAAGGCUUGGGCCCUCCUCCAGAAACGCCUCAAAGAGGAGUAGAUCUCGAACCCUGAGCUGCGGGGAAUCGCUUCUGCACCCUGCUCUCUCUGCACUGCCAGACUGGAAAAGCAUGCACCGGACGGGUCUCGCCCUGACGCAGGGACCACAGAUGAGGGUGCAGAUGCGGGAAAGGGAGUCCAGACUGCCCGAUGGCUGUGGGUGGGAGAGGAUAGAGCUGCGUUCCCUGUGUUUUUUCUCCUAUUGCAAAUAACAAGGGGAAGAAUUGAGCAAAAAAACAGGAAACUGGACCGCCUGUUGAGCAGGCAAAAAACAUUGUUAAACGUCGGAGCCAAGCUUGGGUCGCAUAAGUUGGUUGGUGAGCAAUAUUUUAGUGACUGAUUAAAGACGAGGGUGCCCCAAAAUUGUGAGGGUGGAAAGAACCAUUGUUAAAUGCUGGGGCCGAGCUUGGGUUGCAUGAGGUUUUCUGGGGAGCAAUGUUUUAGCGACUGAUUACAGACAAAGGUGCCUGAAGAUUGUGAGGGUGGCUGUAUUUCAGGGGUGGCUGGCACUGCCUCCGUCUGCCCCCCUGCUCUCUGCUCUCUACAUGCUGUGUGCCCUGCGAGUAAGGUUUACAUAAACACGAAACCUCUUGACCA